Messenger RNA from Helianthus annuus (common sunflower), 856 nucleotides. RefSeq lists its product as uncharacterized. The record is from RefSeq and is a predicted model, not a curated record. The transcript is spliced from 7 exons. Gene Ontology annotation, biological process: cell division. NCBI's taxonomy places the organism in Eukaryota, Viridiplantae, Streptophyta, Magnoliopsida, Asterales, Asteraceae. Gene Ontology annotation, molecular function: protein binding. Bases 296 to 841 code for a protein of 181 amino acids.
UGUUAAUUGUAGGCAGAGUAUGUGGAUCUUGAAAUCCUAUGGGAUAGAGCUAAUGAUGCCAUUAACACCAUAAUUCUGGUGUUUUCUUGUAGCCUUGUAUUAAGAUUCAAAUGCGUAUUUCUCAAACUGGCUGAAUUUAUCAGUCGGGAAGUACAACUAAAUUCAAGAUUCACCUAUGCUCACACGCUUUGUGGUCAAGAAUAUUUGGCAUUGGAGGAUUUUGAAAAUGGUGGAACAUUAUCAGUUGUCCCGUGAUAUAUUGUAUAGUACUUAAGUUUGUUUUCUUGUUCGUGAUAUGUUGGCACUCAGUCAAAAUGGGCCAGUCGGGUUAGGAUGGAUGCGCACAAAGCAUGUUGAAGACCCAUGCAAACAUCCACGUUCACAUGUUAGAUUAGAGCAGAUAAGUUUAUGGCCAUUUAGCAUUUGGAGCAAACCCAUUUGUGCCAAUGGGUGUUUCUGGGUCCAUGGUGCCUGUUCUUAUACUCGGGUCUUUUCAAAAAGAUGGAUAGUGCCAGGUUGGCGGCUCGGGUGGUUUGUCAUGACUGACCCUAAUGCCAUUUUAAAAAAUGAAAAGGACGCUCUUGACGUAUUUCAGCAACUUCCUCUUAAGCAUUAUAACACAGCCUGGGUGCUCUCUCAGGUUGGAAAAGCUCAUUUUGAACUGGUUGAUUAUAUAGAAGCCGAGCGUGCCUUUAGCAAUGCUCGUUUGGCUUCUCCUUAUAGCUUAGAAGGAAUGGAUGUCUAUUCUACUGUUUUAUAUCACCUAAAGGAGCAUACGAGGCUGAGUAAUUUGGCACAGGAGCUAAUAUCAACAGACCGCUUAGCCCUGCAGUCAUGGUAAGUACUUUUAAGUUUU